Molecule: messenger RNA, 1665 nt
Organism: Microtus ochrogaster (prairie vole)
Lineage: Eukaryota; Metazoa; Chordata; Mammalia; Rodentia; Cricetidae
Product: DNA dC->dU-editing enzyme APOBEC-3
Biological process (GO): DNA cytosine deamination; defense response to virus; cytidine to uridine editing
Cellular component (GO): cytoplasm; nucleus; P-body
Molecular function (GO): cytidine deaminase activity; zinc ion binding; RNA binding
Source: RefSeq, a predicted model, not a curated record
CGGCCCAGGAGGUCACUCGCACUUCUGGGGUCUCCCAAAGUCAGGGCCUGUACACAGGAAAUGCAACCCCAGCGCGUGGGACCCAGACCUGGGAUGGGACCAACCUGCCUGGGAUGCCGCUAUCGCAGACCCUAUUCACCAAUCAGAAACCCGAUAGAGACGUUAUAUCAAGGUACAUACUACUUGCACUUUAAGAACCUAGUCUAUUCCAACGGCCGGAAGAACACCUUCUUGUGCUAUGAAGUGAAUAGGAUGGAGUGUGGUGUACCUGUCCCCCUUUGCCAAGGGGUCUUUAGAAAAGAGAAUGGCGGCCUCCAUGCUGAAGAAUGCUUCCUGUACUGGUUCCACACCCACAUACUGGAAGUGUUUCCUCCCAAUGAAAAGUACAAGAUUACCUGGUAUACCUCCUGGAGCCCCUGCGAUGACUGUGCGGAGCAGGUGGCCAGGUUCCUGGACACUCACCGCAACCUGAGCCUGGCCAUCUUCAGCUCCCGCCUCUACUAUUUUUGGCACCCGAACUACCAGGACAAGCUUCGCCGGUUGCAUCAGGCAGGAGCCCAGAUGGCUGCCAUGGAUUUUCCAGAAUUUGAAAAGUGUUGGGACAAAUUUGUGGACAAUGAUGGCAAGUCAUUCAGGCCUUGGAAGAAACUUGAAACAUAUUUUCGGUACUAUGAAAAAAAGCUCUGUGAAAUUCUCAGCCCAGAGAGUCUGCUGACAGAAGACACAUUCUACUUACAAUUUAACAACAGGCACCGGGUCCAACCAGUCCAGCACCGCUACUACCGAAGGAAGACCUAUCUAUGCUACCAGCUGGAGCAGUGCAGUGACCAAGGGCCACUCAAAGGCUGCCUGCAAAACAAGAAAGGUAAACACGCAGAAAUCCUCUUCAUUGAUGAGAUGCGUUCCUUGAAGCUGAGUCAAGAGCGGAUCACCUGCUACCUCACAUGGAGCCCCUGCCCGAACUGUGCCCAGGAACUGGCUGCAUUCAAAAGGGAUCACCCGGGCCUAGUCCUGCGCAUCUAUGCCUCCCGUCUCUACUUCCACUGGCGGAGGAAGUACCAGGAGGGGUUGUGUUCUCUGUGGCGAUCAGGGAUCCAGGUGGACGCCAUGGACCUCCCACAAUUUACUGACUGCUGGAUAAACCUUGUAAACCCCCACGGGCCGUUCAGGCCAUGGAAGGAUCUGGAGAAAAACAGCAGGAGCAUACAGAGACGGCUCUGGAGGAUCAAGGAGUCCUGGGGUCUGCAAGACUUGAUGAAUGACCUUGGAAAUCUACAACUUGGACCCCCAUUGUCCUGAAUGGCAAGAAGAGAUUCAAGACAGUCUCUAGCGUGUCUUUUGGCUUCCAUCCCAACACCAGAUCCAGAAGACUUUGUUCUCUUCCUGUUUUUGGUUUUUGGUUUUGUUUUGGUUGGUUUUUUGAGACAGGGUCUCACUGUGUAGUUUGCUACUCUGGAACUCACUACUAAACCAGGCCUGUCUGAAACUCAUGGAGAUCCACCUGCCUCUGCCUUCUGAGUACUAGGAUUAAGGCAUGCUCCACCAUUCUGGGGAUUGCCCACCAUCCCAGAACUUUCCUUCCUCUCUUAUAUUAUCGUUUUAUCUUCAGUUUUCAUUGGUAGGUGCUUAAUUUUGUAAUUGAAAAUUUUAAAUUGGACUGGGCAU